AUAUUUUUUUAUCAAAUCGUCAAGGUGUGUCAAAGCUGUGGUUGAGUAAUUUGUGAAAAUCGAAAUUAGUCACUUUCUUGCAUUUGUUAGGACUGAGACUAAACUCCGAACGUUCUGAAAGUGCUAGUUUCGGAAGCAAUAGUAUAAGAUGGCUUUCAAUACAAUAUUGUUAGCUGCAGUUCUAUCGGCGGUUAUUUUUUGUGUAACAGCGUUUAACUUAUCGCCCAAACCUAAUUACGUGUUUCGCGAACCGAGUCUCUAUACGUUUAAGGAAAAAUCGCGCAGCUCAUAUUUUGGAUAUUCAAUAAACUUAAGGCUAAGCAGUGUUUUAGUUGGAGCUCCUCGUGCACAGUCAACGCUCGAAACGCAACAAAAUAUCAAUGAAACAGGAGCUAUUUAUCGUUGUACUUUCGAACCAUCUGCUUGUUCGCCGUAUCAUUACGAUGAACUUGGAAAUAUUGAAGCACAGGACACUGGUGAUCAAUUCACCCGUGAACGAAAAGACCAUCAGUGGCUAGGAGCGGUUAUGGAUGGUAGUUCUUCGGACGAUGAUCGAUUCAUUGUCUGUGCACCAAGGCUUAUUAGAGAUUUAUCGAACGACAAUUUGUUGCAUGGUUUGUGCUAUUGGUCGCCUAACACAACUGAUGUCAGCCCUCUCGAUGUUAGAAAAAUCGCACCAUUUAAGGAAAAAGGCAAACAAACAUUUGCUGGUGAUUUGUUUUAUUAUACGUUUGGCGAACUGGGAUUGAGUGUACAUGUUACGGAAGAUAAUACAAUUUUGAUAGGAGCACCAGGUGUUUUUAAUUGGAAAGGUACCGUAGUUCGUUUCUCAUCAAAGUCACAGGAUGGUAGUGGGGGCUUAAGCCGUAGAGAUGUUUCUGGGAAGUCAACGAUCCACAAAAGGGAUGCCAUGUAUUAUGAUACUGAUGUUCCCAAUCCAGGUCUGUGGUCUCAAAGCAAUGACUCCUAUUUCGGUUAUGCCGUGUCGUCUGGAUAUUUUGAGGGAGUUGAUUCAAAGAAUAUUUUAUACGUUGGAAGUGCUCCACAGGCGAAUGGUCAAAGAGGAGAAGUGUACAUUUUUGACAUUGUUCCAGUGGGAACACCGGUCUUUUCCACCGAAAAAACGAUUAAAGUCUAUCACACAUUCUCAUCGGAACAAAUGGGAGAGUAUUUUGGUUAUGCCUUAGUGUCGGAAGACUUUAACGGCGAUAAAUUUUGCGAUAUCGCCAUAGCUGCACCAUUUAAUGCAAAAAAAGAUAGUUAUGAGAAUGGUGCAGUGUACAUCUAUGAAAAUCUAGGUGAAACAGCAUCUGGAAAGUGGAGCGCUGGUUUUUCUCUUAAAUCAAUUUUAAGAUCUGAUAUUGAAAGUGCUGGCGGAAGGUUUGGUAUGGCCAUUUCAAAAAUAGGAGACAUUAAUCAGGAUGGUUUCAAUGACCUGGCUGUAGGCGCUCCGUACGAAAAUGAAGGGGCUGUCUAUAUCUACAUAGGCGGACCAGAUGGACUUGCCAAUAAACCAAGUCAAAUAAUUUACGCGCCACCAUCACCUGAAAGUGUACCAAUUCCACAAACGUUUGGCCAAUCUCUAUCAAAAGGUGCCGAUAUUGAUGGAAACUUGUACUUAGAUCUUGCCGUUGGAUCACCAAACGCUGAAAUGGUCUAUGUGUUCAGAGCGUAUCCUGUUGUUAAAAUUGUUGCAAACGUUAUUCCUCUCACUAAAGAACUUCAAGUGACCGACACUUCUUUUAAAUUUAAAGUGUGCUGGUCAUUAGAAUCUAAAUUUGAGUUGCAAAAUGAUACAGGCAUAAUGUUACAACUGAAAUUGGAUCCAGAUUCUCGUCGUGUAAACUUUGCAGAAAGUGGCAUCAACGUUUUAGAAGUAAACACAACGGCCAAUACGAUCGAAUCUUGUUUAGAGUAUGAUGCAUCUGUGAAAGUCAUAUUGGAGAAUGUGUAUGAGCCAAUCGACAUUGAGAUGCACUAUCAACUUCUGAAUCCAGUUCCUCACUCAGACGGCGCAUUUUGCGAUUACUGCUUGGCUGUUAAUCCAGACGACCAUAAAUUGGCGUCGAACAAAAUAGUGUUUAAUGUAGGAUGUGCAAGUGAACGAUGCGUGGCUGAUUUAAAGCUAACGAGUUCGGUUAUUGAAAGCCUACCCUACAUUAUUGGUAGUUCGAACUCCUUAUCGAUCGAAUACUUAGUCCAGAAUUUCGGUGAAACUGCCUAUUUGGCACAAAUUCGAAUAACAAUAUUCGAUGGUAUUACGUUCAAAAAAACUCCAGCAAGUUGCACAAACCUACUAAAUACCAAGGAAUUAUUGUGCAACGUCAACAAUGGUAGUCCACUAUUCAAAGGCGAUGAAGGAAAAUUGAGAAUAGAUCUGGACACAACCAAGCUGGAAUUAGUAGAUUUCAUUGUUAGGGCGUACGUCUUCAGUACCGGAGACGAACUGAAUGAAACCGACAAUUAUGUGGAAAAUGUCAUUCCCUUAACUGAAUUUAGCGAAAUAGAAGGAUUAGGUCAAUCAUCACUGCCAAUCAUUGUUCUAGAGGAUGGCAUUCGAAAUGAAUCAAUCACCCACAUAUUUGAGAUUAGGAACAAUGGUCCGAGUAAUUUGCAACAAAUUGAACUAACUUUAUCGAUUCCUGUUGCAUUGAUUGACAAAUGGACUCUCGAACCGGUUUACAUCAUUGGAGUAAAAAAUAUAACCGUGAAGUCAACAUACAACAACCAAAAAGUGGAUGUAGAAUGGCUUGAACAUAAUCUGCACUCGCAAAAUCUGGUUGAUGACAACCCUUUACCGAAAACUUUCUUCUCACCCGUAGCAGUUCCAUCCGACAACAUGAAUGGGAACAAUUAUGAUACAUCAAAGGUUGGAAUGGAAUAUGAUCUAAGUGGUGGAAUGUCGAGUUCAGAUCAACUUUUGCAAGAGGAAUAUCGUCGACGUCGUCGACGAAGUGCGAACUUUAAGCCAAAUCGUUUUUACAAUCGGUACACUCAGUCAGUGAUGGAAGAGUACCAAUACGACGCAAAAAGUAGAUCGCGCAGAAGUAUGUCAUUUAAGGACGACAACAUGUUAACCGGUAUUUCGUUGAAUCGAGCCACCAUAUUUGACUGUUACGAUGACUCCGAAGCAAUUUGUGUGGAUGCAAAACUUGUGGUUAGCAAUUUCGUCAGCAGUAACAAACCAGUUCAGUUGAACAUUAAAUUUGAUCUGGAUCUGAGCGUUAUUCAAAACAUUGUUACCGACAGCAAAGACAUUUUUGUUAUAAAACCUUCGAUUGAGAUAAGUAAAACGGGCGAUGAGGAUGGCAACGACAUCAAUGUUAUUCAAACACAUCCUUAUACCAUAAUUUACAAAAAUCGAAUUUACUCGACACCGUACUGGGUUUACAUUGUGUCGGUUCUUGGUGGACUACUAGCAUUAACGCUGAUUACGUAUGCGAUGUAUCGGUUCGGAUUCUUCAAAAGAACCAAAAAGGAGGAAUUGGAGCAAGCUGUUCGACGUAGUCAGAGAGUGCCUAUGGCAGAACAAACAGGUGAUAAUGCGGAAAACCAAGCGGAGCAGUAAGAGCAAGAAAGACCGACAUUUAUCGCAUCUAAGUUCUUAAGUGCGUUUUGUUGUAAGAUAUUUUGUAGGUGCAGACCUAGUGAACUGAUUAUUAUCGUUAAUUUGUUGAAU
Molecule: messenger RNA, 3679 nt
Organism: Bradysia coprophila
Lineage: Eukaryota; Metazoa; Arthropoda; Insecta; Diptera; Sciaridae
Product: integrin alpha-PS3-like
Biological process (GO): cell adhesion mediated by integrin; cell-matrix adhesion; integrin-mediated signaling pathway
Cellular component (GO): integrin complex; external side of plasma membrane
Molecular function (GO): integrin binding
Source: RefSeq, a predicted model, not a curated record